This is a messenger RNA of Ramularia collo-cygni, 1854 nucleotides long. RefSeq lists its product as uncharacterized. The record is from RefSeq and is a predicted model, not a curated record. The coding region runs from base 1 to 1854 and encodes 617 amino acids. The transcript has 3 exons. Lineage: Eukaryota; Fungi; Ascomycota; Dothideomycetes; Mycosphaerellales; Mycosphaerellaceae.
AUGUACUGGCCAUACUCCAGGAUGCGGGCGACGAAGAGGGCAGAGACGCGGCCAUGGAAGACUGGAUUCUGGCGGCGAAUACCUUGGGAUGGACUGCUUUCGCUCGUUCUGGGAUUUGGGUGCGGCAUUGCAGCACUUAGCAUCGUCCUGAUAUCCGAAGGAAAGACUCUGGCUUACUGGCGUGUAGCUGGAUACCAGGUCCAGCCGACUGUGAUUCUAUCAGUGAUAAUAACAGUCUGCAACAUGUUAUUGACCUACGCCUUCUCAACUGGUUUGACGAUUUUCUGGUGGACAUCCUUCUUGCGGAAAACAACACUUCGGGACUUACAUUCGAUAUAUCAAUCAGGAACUGGCUUUCUCACCAUAUUCUCCCACAUACCUGCACUGAACUCAGCAACAGUAGCAAGCUUCUUCAUGCUCAUUCUCCUGAUGGAUGGUCCCCUAUUCCAGAGAGCCAUCAGCAUCACGUCAAUAACGCAGACACCCUUGAAAGACUUGGACAUACAUGUAUCACCUGGUCCAUUGAUGUACGGAUCUACCGGCAUCAUGCCCGAUCAUCAAAGCUCAUUCACAUCACAAUUGUAUCAUCCGCAAUUUGCGCUGAUACUCCAGGCGUACAACCAGCGAAGUCCCAUCACGAUAUCGGAAUCUGAUUGCGAAGGCACGUGCGAUUUCGAUGUACUUGCAGCCGGCUGGGAUGUUGAAUGCCAGAAUCGCACCUCCGCAUACCGUUUGAUGGAUGGAAAUGACUACUUCAACAAGGACACCACGAUUCCUCAGGACCAGCCCAUGUUCACAACCAAUGUGACGUAUGAUCAAGAAGUCGACAGCGGAUUAGGAUUGCAGCAUCAGAUCGGAAUCAGUACAAUGUACAAGUCGACGCCGGGUACCAACGGCACGAUGCAAUGGCRCAACUGUACGCUGAGGRAGGCUUUGGUACGCUAUCCCAUGCGUAUAACUAAUAACACUGUCUCGCUGCUGGGCAUGUCUCCAUCUGAGAAUCGAACGGAACAAUUGAUUCGCCGUGGCUAUGAGUCCGCAGGGCAGUCGAAUACACCAUCCACACUAGGAGGACUAGCCCGUGCUAUUCACGCCCAGUACACAUCAAAUGCCACCAUGAGUUGGAUUGGUGGCUGGAGCGCUGUCCGUACCAGUGACACAGUCGCGAGCCUGUACUUGCGAACACCCAAUAUCACAGCAAUGACCACCAACGAUAUCACAUGGGCCGAUCCGAUAGACGAUGCGAUCGCUAUGCUUCAGGAGCUGACAUUGCGAACCGCGAUAGGAACGACAAUCCAACCACCAGAAUUGGCGGGAUAUGCCUUCUCAGGUCCAGACUAUCCCACCGCAACGCAGCCAGAAGUCAUUGUACCGGACCUAUCAAACGUCAAUCGCACCCUCCAUCAGAAAGUCACAGCCCACAUGAAACAGCCAGAGACCGUCUAUCAAGCUCACAGUGAUUGGUUAGGAGGUGGUUUCGCGGUCAUCGUAGUGGCGUGUCUAUCGAUCAUACCAACAUACAGAGGCUGGUGGAACCUCCCCAGGAAUGUCAGCAUGAGUCCGUUGGAGGUUGCAAGGGCAUUCGAUGCUCCGCUACUGAGGAACGCAGAUCCCAAUGGAGAAGUCAGUGAUCUUUUGCGAGCCAGUGGCUCCAAAAGCGUGCGCUACGAGGGUGGCGUAGCAGCACCGAUCACGAUAGACGAAGAACAUGCGAGUAAAGAGCCUGGUUUGGCACGCCCUUUUUCUGGUUCUGCGAAUUCGAGUUCAACAGGUCUGGUGCCUUUGAAGCUCUUGCAGCAAGGCGGCGCAGCAUUUCCAGCACGAGACGUAGGGCCGAGAUUUGAUAAAUUGUGA